UGAAUAUCGAAGAGACCGGGCUCCAUCGCAACUACUUGCACCGAGCGAUAUGCUUCAACGGUGCUGGUUUCCCGGCCAGCAGACUCACAUGCCUCAUCAAUCAUGUAUAUCAUACAAAGAUACGGCACACUCGACAACGCUUUCUUCGCAGGAUGACAACCACUCCGUCGAUCGCGCUACUCCCAGAAGACGUCCAGUUGGGACUCUCGUCGGCUCACGAUAUUAGCUCUUAUGAAGAUGUCAUCGAAGGCUUGGUCAGGAACGCACUGGAUGCCGACCCAACCUUCCUCGCCAUCGAGGUGGACUUCGCCAAGGGAUAUAUCUCAAGCCGCGAUGAUGGGGCCGGGAUAAAGAGCCAUGAAUUCUCGGAAGCUGGUCAUCUGGCGAAACCCUACUGCACUUCGAAGUUCGAUACGCCGCGAGUCUCCUACGGAUCUCAUGGCCGCUUUCUGUCCAACCUAUCAUCCUUGUCCCUCUUGUCUAUAUCAUCUCGGCACCUCGACGAUGGAUUUAUCAGCCGAUUGGUUUUAUAUCGUGGGCAGGUGAUCUGCCGGCAACUACGACUGAGCAUAGAAGAUGGCGGGCUCGAAGAAAGUGGUACACAUGUCGAGGUUCGGAACCUUUUUGGAGAUGUGCCGGUACGCCUGAAGCAGAUGUCUGUCCGAUACUCGAAUGAGGCAGGGGUGGACAAGACGUUUGAUCGGCUUAAGCUGAUGCUUGUGGGCUACCUGCUCGCCAGACCCAGGGCACAGAAACUGCGAGUAGCCCUGAAGUGCGGCAAGCGACGAUAUCUUCAUCAGGAUCUUGGCCGAGGGAAUUGCCCUACAAGCUCUGUGAAUCUUGUGGCCGCUACGCUGCAUCGCGCCAAUUUUCUCGCAAGCGCCAGCACAGAAUCCUGGAGAACUUUGUCUCUUGUCACCAGCAAGUUUGCAAUUCGCGCCGCCAUAGCGAUCGAGCCUGUGCCCUUCAAGACCUGCCAGUUCAUCUCCUUGGGACAAUUUCCACUAGUCCGUGAAGACAAAAACAAUUGGAUGUCGGAUGUGGUGAAUGAAAUCAUCUCAAAUUCAAGUUUUGGUGCUGUGGAGGACACCCUGACUUUCCAGGGAAUGGCGAGCGGGCCUCGAAAGAUACCCAAUCAACAACCAGCAUUUGGGAAAUAUGGGAAAGGUGUCGAUCGUUGGCCGAUGUUCUACAUUCGUAUCGAAACAAGGGCCGACACAGGAGUUACACUGAUGCAUUCAAGCGAAUUGUUGGAGCUUGACCACCAGAUCGACCAUCUUGUGAAUGCGUUGGAAACGUUGACCUACCAAUUUUUAGAGGACAAUGGGUUCAAAUACAGGACGAGAGGCAAGCGCAAAGCCAGCCUCCUAAGUUCAGAGGCGUCGCCAAAGAACCUGUCGGUUGCAAGUCCUGUUCAAGGAUUCAAUUCUGCUUGUUCACGAAGGGGCUCUGAUCGCAGCACCCUCAGGCAUUGGCAUCGUGUCAAAAGCGGGCGAGGUCUUGGUGCCGAAGACAUGAGUUAUGGCUUAAGUUGUUCGAAACCAGUCAAUGAAGACCAGGCAGUUGCCGAAUUACCCGCAUCAGUACACAAUAACAAUGACAAUAUUGAUUCACGACGUGUGACUAGCAAUCAGCACGGCAUCAGCAACAUCCGUGGAGAGACUCGGUUCGAGCAAUACGUCGAUCAGGUUGGGCAACAAGACGACGAAGCCCGCCCUAUUAUCUGGGUAAAUCCUCGUAAUGGUCAGCCAACUCGCAUUCACCCACGAACUGGGGCUCAUCUUCUCAAUAGAGAUGGUGACGUCGAUCGAAGCCUGCCGCCGCAUCUCGCUUCUGGCUCGCUAGGUCGUAGACUCGAAUUGAGGCGAGCAAAAACGGCAACCUUGGAAGCUCAGCCGAAAGGUCAUCUUGGGUUGACAACCCGCUUGCAGAAGUACAAAGGGCUUCUUGACCGUAGGCACACCGAGAAGCCGAUCAUGUCCCUUACGACCCAUGAGAUACCGCCUUCAGAUGGAGGUGGAAGAACCGCGGGAACCUCCAAUAUUUGCAGCGGGAAGGGCCUCACACUGACUAAGGAAGCACUCGCUGCCGCCAGGGUCGUUGGUCAAGUUGAUCAUAAAUUCGUGCUUGCUAUGCUACCAGGAUGCCUGAUGCCGUCGGAUGGAGAACGCGGAAAUAUUCUUGUCCUUGUUGAUCAACAUGCCGCCGAUGAGCGAGUCAAAUAUGAGCGGCUGUGCCAGGACAUCUGUGGUAGCGCUUCAACUAGCCUUGUUACGCCAUUGGUGUUUGACAUCGAUGAGAACGAGGCGACACUUUUUGAGCAGCAGCAGGGGUAUUUCCAGAGGUGGUGCGUCACAUAUACCAUCCGUGAAGGAUGCUCGACCCGGGGCGGUCGUCAAGUUUAUUGCGUGGAAGUCAGCGCGCUACCUACACUCAUUGCUGAGCGCUGCCGCGCGGAGCCCAAGCUUCUAAUUGAUCUACUGCGUAGUGGCAUCUGGUCACGCCGCUGUCGUCCGUCCGGAGAAGGUUCUGGAGACAUUCCGACAAAUCAAAGGUCAGAUGAUGGAAGUGCUUGGUUUUCAGAUUUUGCUCAUUGUCCAACACUUAUGGUAGAGAUGCUCAAGUCUCGAUCUUGCCGCACGGCUGUCAUGUUCAAUGACGAAUUGUCGCUGGGGGAGUGUACUGAGCUGAUACAGAGGCUUUCACGGUGUACUCUUCCUUUUCAGUGCGCUCAUGGGCGACCAACUUUGUCAGUGACAGUAGAGGUUUAUGACGAUCAGGACUUCGGAUCCGGGGGGCGUGCCUUUACAGAAGACAUGGGCAGCAGCGAGCAACUUGGAUUUGGUGCGGCGUGGGAUAAUUGGAUUGGGUCCGGAUGAAAGAUACAUGGUGCUCUGGAUACUCUAUCCCUGUACUCGUAUCGAGUGCUGUACUCCGUAGAGCUUACAUUGAAGUUUACCUGUUGGUGAAGAAUGUACUAGUAAAGUGUUGGGCG
Messenger RNA from Exophiala xenobiotica, 2995 nucleotides. RefSeq lists its product as uncharacterized. The transcript has 2 exons. The coding region runs from base 153 to 2879 and encodes 908 amino acids. Gene Ontology annotation, cellular component: mismatch repair complex. The record is from RefSeq and is a predicted model, not a curated record. Gene Ontology annotation, biological process: mismatch repair. Lineage: Eukaryota; Fungi; Ascomycota; Eurotiomycetes; Chaetothyriales; Herpotrichiellaceae. Gene Ontology annotation, molecular function: ATP hydrolysis activity; ATP binding; ATP-dependent DNA damage sensor activity.